GCACCAGCUUGCGGUCUACGUUCGAUGACGUCAACGUAUUAAGAAAAAAAGCACCAGUGACAUGAACACUUACUAAAUCAGUUGUCAUCCUUCAUCAUGUCAAAUGAUAUCGAGUAUGCUUUCCCAGCUGGAGAUGAAAGCGAUGGGAGUGAUGAUGAAUGGGAUAUUGGAUAUCCUCCUAAACAAAGUUCAAACGGGGGUCUUGAGACAGAUGCCUUAAAAUCCAGUGGGGACAAAGUCUCAACUCUGAAACGAGCCAUUAACACAGGAGAGACCAAAGUCGUCGAGCAGUUGUUGGACAAUGGUGUGGAAGUGGAUACACGGUUAGGUUUUGAGUGGACCCCACUGAUGUGUGCAGUUCAUGCGGGUAACUAUGACAUGGCUAAGCUGCUGUUGGACCGAGGAGCCAGUGCCAACUUCAGCAGAGAUCUCUACACUGUCCUGAUGGCUGCCUGCACAGCAUCUGCGUCCGAAGACAAGAUCGCCAAGUGUGCGGAACUGCUGCUAACCCGCAACGCCGACCCAAAUGCACCUAACAAAUCUCGUAUGACAUCACUGAUGAUGGCAGCCAGGGAGGGCCACAGCCAGGUUAUCAAUUUGUUGGUGUCCCACGGAGCUGAGAUCAACUUCCAGGACGAGAGUGGAAACACGGCCCUCACAAUUGCUGUGCAGUACGGGCGCGAGGAGGCGGUGUUGAAACUUCUCCAGCUUGGAGCCAACAAGACAUUAAAAACCAAGGCAGGCAAAACUGCAGCCGACGUUGCCAAGCAGUUGAAACGAACACAGAUUUCCAGAUUUCUAGCCUCGCCAAAUGAUGCUGGCAAGAAUAGUAGUGAGUUGUCUAAGCAGGAUAACCUAUUCAAAUUUUUCAAGAGGAACUCUGAUCCAUUGCCUGCAUCCAUUGAGAGCUCUGCAAAACUGUGUGACAUUGAGUUGCUGCUACAUGGCUUGAAUUUGGAGUACCUCUCUGACACCAUAAUAGAGCAUGACAUUACCUGGGGUGAACUGCUGGCCAUGGAGAGGCAGGACUUGGACAAGAUUGGCAUUACAGAUCCUGAAGACCAGAGGAAGGUGUUGGCAGCAGUUCAGGAGAUGCAUCUAGACCAGGUGGACCUGGACACCUUAAUUCAGCUGGAAAACAUAGACAACGGGAGCGACGAGCUGUACACUUUCCUGAUCAGCCUGCGGCAACAGUGCUGCUACCUGACGGACACAGUGAGGGAUGUCAUUGGCCGCUUUCCCCGCAACGCUUCAGAGCUGGUACUGACCUGGGACCCUAAAAAGGAGGCGCAGGCCAUUUGCACAGAGCUGGUUGCCCAGACUAGAGACCUCCAGAAAGAGGUGGCCUGCCUCAGAGACCUUCUGCGUAAGAUGGACCCGGCCGAGUCCCCCGGUCAGCCCGCCCGGCCCAGUUCCCACGGCCGCCUCCGGAGAUGGCUGCCCAAGACGCUCGCACUGGGCAUGCUCGCAGCGGGCCUGCUGCUUCUGGUCUCGCCGACCCGGAGGAGCGUGAAGAUGUGGGCCUGAGAAUCGUGUUUUAUGGCUCUGCUGUCACAUAUUCCCGAGACUGCCCAAGCCAGAUGGGGUGCGAGUGCUUCACCUAGUGCGUAGAGGAACAGUUCACACAACACAGUUAUAAUGGGACCCUUCACAGAAUGGAGAGAAUCAAUUCUCAGCCCCCCUCCCCCCCCCCACCCCACACACACACACACACACACCCUCAGUAUACAGUGAAGGCGUAACUAAAAGCUGGCUUGCUAACCUGUGGAGGAGGAAUGCUUAUAGUGGCUUGCAUAUUUUGGCUGAAAGUUUUGUUAAGAGUUUUAUUUAUUUAUUAUUUUUAGCUGAUUUUCUUGUUUAUGUUUAAAAAUAAAAAAGGCAGUUUAUGUUUGAUUUUGGUUUUAUGAGGUAAUUGUUCCCAGUUCUAGUUUGUUCUGUUUUCACACACCCUGUAAUGUAGACUUUUGUAAAUAAUACAUGCAUAUACUUUUAUUUCCUUAACCUUAUAUCAAUUUUAUGUUUCGAAAUAAGUUUUUCUUUUGUUAAUGUAAUCAUCACAUUACUACUAGGUGAAGUUUACUUUCUGUACAUUUGUUCCAGUUACAUGAUUAGACAUUUAGUGGUGCAAAAUAAAAAAUAAAUGAAAUGAUUGGGACAUAAUGUGGCUUAUAUUGGAAUCAUUAGAAUGGUCUAUGACUGUUUACAUAUUACUUUUGUGUGUGUCGACAGAACUAAAUCCAACUUCUAGCUGUAAAGUCUGUAUUCUUUUCUGAACGGAACUCUGUUGGACUGAUCCAGACUAGAGUUGCUGCGAAUAGGAACAUCUAAUAUAGAGCAUGAAGGCAUUUUAUUUGUCAAAGUUGGUUGUCCCCUUUACCUGGC
Messenger RNA from Clupea harengus (Atlantic herring), 2382 nucleotides. It is a transcript of the gene asz1, whose product is annotated as ankyrin repeat, SAM and basic leucine zipper domain containing 1. Gene Ontology annotation, molecular function: protein binding. Gene Ontology annotation, cellular component: pi-body. Lineage: Eukaryota; Metazoa; Chordata; Actinopteri; Clupeiformes; Clupeidae. The record is from RefSeq and is a predicted model, not a curated record.